AUGUCUUCGCAGCUAAAGGGAAAGCACAUUGUCGUCAUCGGAGCUGGCGUCAUUGGUUUGCAGACGGCAAUCACGCUGCUUGAAGCCGGCGCCGCAGUCACCAUCAUCGCGAAGCACGUGCCCGGCGACAAGGCAAAGGACUACACCUCGCCUUGGGCGGGUGCGCAAUGGCGAACACACGCCACGGCAGAAGACAAGGAGAUCCAGGAAUGGGACAUAGAGAGCUACAACACCUGGCUCGACAUGGUCGAGAAAGAAAAGAGCCAGCCAUCCUCGGCCCCAAAGUCCGGUCUUGAGAAAUACCACAGCAUCUUCUACUGGACCGCCGCAGACUCGGAAAUCCCCUCCGGCCCCAGCAGCGCCUGGUGGGCCCCCCACAUGCGCAACUUCCGCCAACUGCCGCCCUCCGAGCUGCCCGCCGGCGUCCACGCCGGCGCCACCUACGACUCCCUCACCAUCGACCCGGACUUCUACCUGCCGUACCUGCUCUCGCGCGCCCGCACCCUCGGCGCCGCGCUCAUCCAGGCCGCACUCCCCACGACACCAACAACCACCACCACCCCCACCAACAACCUCCCCCACGCCCUCACCACCGCCGCCCGCCUCCUCCCCGCCUUCCACCCGGCCCUCCCCCAAAUCUCCGCCUUCGUCCUCGCCACCGGCAUCGCCUCCGCCCGCCUCGUCCCGGACCCAGCCGUCCACCCCAUCCGCGGCCAGACGGUCCUCGUGCGCGGGCUGCCGCGCGCCCUCACCACCGUGUGGCGGCCCGACGGCAGCCUGUCGUACGUCAUCCCGCGCGCGACGAGCGGCGCGACGGUGCUGGGCGGCACGAAGCAGGCGGGCGACUGGCGGGCGGACGCGGACGCGGCGACGACGGCCGAGGUGGUGGGGCGGUGUGGGGGGUUGGCGCCGGAGUUGCUUGUGGGGGAGGUGAUGCCGGUGCCGCUGGGGGAAGAGGGGGGGAAGAAGGGGGAGGGGAAGGGGGAGGGGAAUGGGGGUGCGCGUGGUUUCGAGGUUUUGGGCGUGAAUGUGGGGUUUAGGCCGGGGAGGACGGGCGGGCCGAGGGUCGAGGUCGAGGUGGUGGAGCUGGACGAGGGGUUGGGCCCGGUGCCGUGCUGUCAUGAGUAUGGGCAUGCUGGGGCGGGGUAUCAGAAUUCGUUUGGGAGCGCGAGGAAGGUGGUGAGGCUGUUGGAGGGGUAUUUCGGUCAGGAACGGGGGCGCCCGGUGGCUGGUGGUGGGAAGGCGAGGUUGUGA
Molecule: messenger RNA, 1254 nt
Organism: Diplodia corticola
Lineage: Eukaryota; Fungi; Ascomycota; Dothideomycetes; Botryosphaeriales; Botryosphaeriaceae
Product: d-amino acid oxidase
Exons: 5
Coding region: 1-1254 (417 amino acids)
Molecular function (GO): FAD binding; D-amino-acid oxidase activity
Source: RefSeq, a predicted model, not a curated record